AUGAAUCCAUACAUGAGCUGGGCCAUUGUGUUGGUGGUGGCCGGGGGAUUGGGCUACUACUACUCUAAUACAUCGAAGCCCAAGAGCCGGGCACCGAUUCGCGCCGUUCCUGAGAAAGAGAAAGAGAAAGCCGAAGCUAUCCUGCCACCCCCCAAGCAGAAGAAACCAAAGACCCGCAAACAGCCCGAGUCGACGCCAAUAGUGGCUAGCAAGUCUACCUCUUCGAGCACUCUGGUUGACACCACGAACGAUGAGGCGGAGGAAGGCAUUGAUAACAAAGAAUUUGCCAAAAGAUUGGCUGCUGCCAGGUCCGGGGUGUCAGUUGGUGAAACCAAACCCAAGGCCCGCAAAGAGAAGCACGCCAAAGCAGCAGUGCAGGAAAGCACCGGCAGCGAACUAUCGACACGGGCUCCAUCAAGCAAUGGAGCAGAUGCUGAUGACGACCUGUCUUCCACUGACGUUGUCUCUCCCUCCGCUGGUGAUGUUUCCGACAUGCUCGAACAGCCAGCCCCUGGGCCUUCCGUCCUCCGAUUGACGGGCUCAUUCGAGACCAAAGAGAAGAAAGCCAAGGCACCGGCAUUCAAGCCAGUCGAAACCAAAAAGCAGCGUCAGAACAGACAGAAGAACGAGAGUCGAAAGCAGGCCAAUCAGGAGGCGGAAGCCGAGCGGCGCAAGCUCCUGGAGAAGCAGCUCCACACAGCCCGCGAAGCAGAGCGUCGGGAAGCUGGCCGGAAACAAUCUGCCGCCCCGGCUACGAACAAUGCCUGGGCGAACAACACUACCAAUGGCAUCCAUGCAACAAGAACGACGCCCGCACCUGCAGUCAAUGCUGCCCUUCCCCUUCUCGAUACUUUCGACCCUACCGCCCCUACAACAUCAACCAGCCAGGCGGGAAGCUCGAGCACUUGGACCAACAACCUGCCUCCAGAGGAGGAACAGAUGCGUAUUCUCGGUAUAGCUGCCCCAAGCGUCGACGAGGAUUGGACUACAGUGUCAUCAAAGAAGGAAAAGGCCAAGAAGAAGGCCAAGGCAGAUGACAGCGCCAACGAAGCUAGUGCUCCCGAGACUGCUCCUCCUACCGUUGAACCCGAGCUGCAGCACCACCAGGCCCCUGGAUGGGAGGCUCCAAAGGUCACGGAAAUCCCAGUACCGCGAGGGAAGAACCACCCUCUUGACUCGGACUGGGCUGCAUAA
Molecule: messenger RNA, 1194 nt
Organism: Talaromyces atroroseus
Lineage: Eukaryota; Fungi; Ascomycota; Eurotiomycetes; Eurotiales; Trichocomaceae
Exons: 1
Coding region: 1-1194 (397 amino acids)
Source: RefSeq, a predicted model, not a curated record